GUACAAAAAUCAAUCGAGGCAAAUCAAAUUCUGCUACUGCUGCCAAAAUUUUCAAUUUGAAAAAUUCUAAAUAAAAAUUCUUUGCAAAAUUCGUUCAUCUUUAUUAAAUUAAAUAUCUUGUUCAUCAUGCUAAAAUCGUGCAACAUAAAGUCGAGUUUUUAAUUGAAACAUUUGAGAAAAGUGAAGAGAUCAGAAAAACAAUUUACAUUUAAAAGUGUAUGAAAAACCGUCAAGUCGCUUUUGUGUUCAUUUUUUCACACCGCCCCGCUACCAUCGCAAAAAAAAGACAUCAGCUUAAUAUUGCUACAUUUACCAGCGACGUCGCAGCCACCGUCAGGGUUUUCCGUGCAGCAUAAACAAUACAAUUGAAGUAUUUAAAUUUAUUUAAUAACACAGCAAAAUUGAACGGGCCAUUGAUUUUUCUCAGUUGUUUGAGCAAACUGCUGGAAUUUUCAGCAUUUGGAAGUAGUAGUGCGACAAAGAGCUGCUAAAAUGAGCGAAGAGGAGAACGAUAAAGUCACUUUGGAUCUCUCGCGGAAGCAAUUGAAGAAAGUGCCAAAACAGGAUGACGCCCAAAAUGUGCGUGUACUCAAACUGGACGAAAAUGAGCUGCAGAAGAUUGACAACAUCGACUCCUAUUUGAAAAUUGAAGUUCUUUCACUUAGUAAAAACCAGCUACUACGCAUGUAUGGCGUCUGUCGUUUACACUGUCUGCGCGAACUAAAUCUAUCGUUCAAUGGCAUACUCUCCAUUGAGGGCCUGAAAGAUUGCAUACAUCUGAGGCAUUUGAAUUUGGAGGGCAACAACAUAAAAACCAUUGAGCAUUUAAAUAAUAAUAUUAAAUUAGAAUAUUUAAAUUUGGCUGAGAAUAGUAUGGGCAGUAUAUCGGAUAUAUCGUUUUUGAAGAAUUUAAAGGAAUUAUAUUUGCAAGGCAACCGCUUAACGCAUCUCCGACAAUGUGAUAAAUAUUUACCCGUAUCCUUGGAAAUUUUAACCUUAGCAAAAAAUUCUAUUAGCGAUUUAAAUGAGAUCUGCACGCUGUCGAAUUUGUCUAAUUUGCAUAGUCUAACCUUGAGUGAGAACCCAUGUAUUAUGAUGACUGGCAACGCCGAUGGCUUCGAUCAUCGCCCUUUCGUGUUGAAUUGGUGUAUGAGCUUAAAAGUGAUUGAUGGCUUUGUAGUAGAUCCCAUUGAGAGCCUCAAAGCAGAAUGGCUGUACAGUCAGGGGCGUGGGCGACAAUUUCGCAUUGGUGAACAAGCUACCUUGGCCAAAUAUUUAAGUUCUGUUUGUCCACUUAUUGGCAAAGCAUUGGAGAAUGAGAAUGAACGCAAAUUACGUUUGAUACUUAGCAAAGCACAGCAGCACCAACGACAAUUGCAAGAGGAAAUAUCAGAGAAUUCAAAUGCGUCAAGCAAUAAUUCACCUUCUUCGUGCAGACGUAAGACCAGCAGUCGCAUACAAUCACCGAGAUUUUCACGUUUAAGUGGGCGUCAAGGCUCACCUGACUCAAUGGUGAAUAGCUAUCAUGGCAACACUUCAAGUGAAACGAUUACGAACAAUAUAAAUCACACAACACCGAUGACCACUUCGUUGAUAGAGAAUAUCAAACAUGAUUCGAUGCUAAUGUCACAAAGCACAUGUGAUAGCUCAACAACCGGCGGUGGCAGUAAUAUGAAUACACGCACGAAUAAUUCGCAGGAAUCUACGCCUCGCACGAUAACGCCAAAUCCAUAUAAUGAUCAAAAUUAUACCAAUAUGCCGGUUAACGUUGGUGGUCCCUUGGCUGCGGCCUCCAAAAUGGUGCCCGUACCAGAGGCGCUUAUGAGCCCAGAUGUUUGUCCCGCCGCUGUGGCGCAACGCGUCACCGUCAACGCAAUCAAUACGCAAAUGCAAAAUUCGAAAACACACAAAAACAAAGAUAACAAACUCAAUUCACCGAAGAUGCGCAGUCCGCACUUGAAACGCAAUACGGAACGCUAUAGUCCGAAUAUGAGUCCACGACGUGGUAGUAGUACUUCGAAUAUGACACUGCAACAUAACAAUGUGUCGAAUUUGAAUCGCACCGUGGCCGCACAUGCGCAGGCACAGGUGGAUAAUCAAAUGAAGUCGCGCCUAACGGGCAAUACGAUGCACGUGGUGGCGCCGGAUGCCGGUUCGGGUGGCAUCAGUUCGGAUGACGAUAGCGAUCACAUAAAUAUUGACAAGCUGAAAACGAUACGCAACAAGGCGGCACAGCGCACACAACAACAACAACAGAAAGAGGCUAGUUUGCAACAUGCAGAGAAUCAUGCUACCGAGUCUUCGGCGGUUGUUAUACAAAAGAUAUGGCGCGGCUAUCGUACACGCAAGAAAACCAAGGAUAUUGCAGAGAAGCUGCUUAAGAUACGCACACACGAGUAUAUUGACAAACUUACCAAAGAUAUGGAGCUCACCAAAGCGCAACUGGAGAACGAACGUAAAAUACAGCAACUACAAAUGCAGGCUAUAAAUGCGCUGUGGAAGAAGGUCUCCACAAUGCAGGGUGGCGCAACAGUUAGUAGCGCCACAACUAGUAUGACUGACAGCGCCACAACUGCUACUGUGGACGGCGGUAGCAAUAUCAGCGUUUCGACGGAUAGUGGGCGUACCUUAGCGCUGGAUAACAGCUCCACCGCCGCGGUGCACGACUUGGCCAAGACGUGUACAAUGCUCACUAAUCAGGUGCAACAACUGCAAGGCUCCAUGCGUGACAUACUCAACUGCCUAACGUUAUUCUGCAACUUGCCACAGGAGAAUGUCAAGAAAUUACUUUCAGCCGGCGUAGCCGACGCACUGGCCACCAAUGAGAAACGCGAUUGCGCUGCUACGCAAACUGAAAUCAUCGCUGUGCACACACCACAAAUUGAGAAUCAAAGUAAUUUUCCAUUCUCGAAAAUACGCCCAUCAACAUUGCCGCUGGAGAAGCAGAAAUGUGGCGCUGGCGCUGGUGGUGUGGGAAAUGCCAGUCAGCAGCAGACUGUCUCAACGAGCGUUGGUUGCGACAUGCAAACGCAACCAUACCAACACUUGCAGCGUGAACAAAUCACCGAAGUUGCUGAGCCGGCGGAUCAGUUCAAUGAAAGCGGCAUACACAGUGAGGAUGUGCGCAGCGUGGAUGAGCAGGGCGAUAUGUGCGGUGAGAAAUCCGAUGAUGGCAAGGAAUAAGCUGCAAUUUCUUAAUUUUCGGAUGUAAAAUUUAGUUGCGUGAAGUGAA
Messenger RNA from Bactrocera latifrons, 3232 nucleotides. RefSeq lists its product as uncharacterized. Gene Ontology annotation, molecular function: protein binding. NCBI's taxonomy places the organism in Eukaryota, Metazoa, Arthropoda, Insecta, Diptera, Tephritidae. The record is from RefSeq and is a predicted model, not a curated record. Bases 493 to 3183 code for a protein of 896 amino acids. The transcript is spliced from 13 exons.